AUAGUGCAACCGGUACGGUGUCGAGAACACUAUACACCGCUGGAUAAGCUUCCGUUCAAAGCAGUAUAUGAACUAGAAUUUAGAAAAACAGAAUGUCCGAGAUUACAUUUCCACCAGAAGAGCCGAAGAACAACAACUUCCAACCAUACUAUCGACGUUUGGUUGCUUUGAAAAACCACGGAAAUUACAAAGACUGGCCCCAAGAGGUCAAAUAUGGAAUUGAUCACGUGAUAAAACUCAUUGAUGCACGUGAGAAUUACGUCGAGAAUGUGUGUUCAAAACCCGGGAAAGUACUGGCGGAAAUCAGCGAGUUCACGGAAACUACCGACUGGGCUGAGUUACAUAAAAGCGGGAAAACUACAUGUCCAUUGCCUUCUGACAUGUUGACAGGUCACGUUGAAGGUUUGUUUUUGAAGUUCCUGGUAAGCAUGCAACAAGCAAAGUAUGUUCUCGAUAUUGGAAUGUUUACCGGAUACAGCGCCCUGUCGAUGGCGGAAGCGCUUCCUGCCGACGGUAAAGUGUUCACGUGUGACCGGGAACAAUAUCUCGCUGACCUCAACCGGAAGGUGUUUGAUUCGUCACCUCACGGGAAGAAGAUAGAAAUUCGACUAGGAGAUGUAGGAGAUACUCUGAAGGCACUGGCUAAAGAUGGCGUACAGAUCGACUUCGUGUUCCUGGAUGCUGGCGCGGAGAAGUAUGGGGAAUAUUUUGAUUUUCUUCUUGACAAAAACAUCCUUGCACCCCGGGGCACGAUCGCCGUCGAUAACACUCUUUGGUUUGGGCGAUCUUACCUGGAACACGAAAACCACAGGGCAAAGUUUAACAAAAAGAUCACAGAAGAUCGGAGAGUACAACAGGUCCUGUUGCCAGUCAGAGAUGGCAUCAUUGCUGAUUCAGAAGAACUGGUGAUAUAGACGGACAGG
Gigantopelta aegis is the source of this 923-nucleotide messenger RNA. RefSeq names its product O-methyltransferase MdmC-like. The record is from RefSeq and is a predicted model, not a curated record. Gene Ontology annotation, molecular function: S-adenosylmethionine-dependent methyltransferase activity; O-methyltransferase activity. The transcript has 6 exons. Bases 93 to 914 code for a protein of 273 amino acids. Lineage: Eukaryota; Metazoa; Mollusca; Gastropoda; Neomphalida; Peltospiridae.